AUGAAAAAGCCGAAAAUCAACAAAGUGAAUAUUCUUUCGUCAAUGUUAAUUAAACCGCAAGCCUGCACCACCAAUAAGGCGGAAAAAAAAACAACCAAGCCAUCAACUUCAUUGGUGCAACAACCGCCAACCAACAUCAAUAACAACAACUGGCAAACACGGGUCAUUUGGGCGAGAAUUUGGAACUGGGACCUACUGUUAGCGCAGCUGGAAGGGGACCCCGCAACAAACUAUUUAUUCGAGCCAGCUCGAAUAAUACCGACACCGCAAUUAACGGAACCCCAGCGGUCGCCGACACCACCACCACCACAGCUGCCGCUAACAACACGGGUACCGCCGCCACCACCAAAGCUGUCGCUACCACCAUCAAUUUUGCUGUCUCCUCCUCCGCCACCUCCUCCUCCGGCGGAACCUGUUGUGCCAUCGGGCCAAAAACGACCUCGCUGUCAUGACAACGCAUCGCGCUCCCCUAGCGACAAGAAAAGAAAGGGCAAGAAUUUGGCAGACGUCGUCGUAAUGGUCGAAUCCGACCUGGAGGAGGGGUACUUCCCGGAAACACCGACGCAGCAAGAUGGGUCGCUGCAUCCUAAAACACCGAGGGAACUAGCCCUUACUACAUACGGCACAUUAAAAAAUAUGGAGCCGGUGUACCGGGCUAAGCUCUUGGAUGCAAGGAACAAGACGACCGAACUACAACGGCAGCUGGAAACGGCGAAGAAGGAAGAGCGGCGGCUGGAGAAAGAAGUCGCCUAUAUAGAGGACUUCCUCAAAUUUGUUAAACCUAAAAAAUAAGUUUAUAGUUUGUAGUUUUGUACAUUUUUUUAUACUUUACUUUACUUAUUCAAUAAAAGGCAAAUAGUCAACAACAUGGAGUCUUUUUUUAUCGAG
Molecule: messenger RNA, 888 nt
Organism: Photinus pyralis (common eastern firefly)
Lineage: Eukaryota; Metazoa; Arthropoda; Insecta; Coleoptera; Lampyridae
Product: arp2/3 complex-activating protein rickA-like
Exons: 4
Coding region: 1-792 (263 amino acids)
Source: RefSeq, a predicted model, not a curated record